Messenger RNA from Nelumbo nucifera (sacred lotus), 1380 nucleotides. Its product is annotated as UDP-glycosyltransferase 76B1-like. Gene Ontology annotation, molecular function: quercetin 3-O-glucosyltransferase activity; quercetin 7-O-glucosyltransferase activity. The record is from RefSeq and is a predicted model, not a curated record. NCBI's taxonomy places the organism in Eukaryota, Viridiplantae, Streptophyta, Magnoliopsida, Proteales, Nelumbonaceae.
AUGGACAGUGAGGUGAAAAUGCCACAGAGAAGGGGCGUUGGUUUAGUUCUAUUUCCAUUGCCGUUGCAAGGCCACAUAAACCCCAUGCUUCAGCUAGCUACGAUCCUCCACUCCAGAGGUUUCUCCAUCACCAUCGUCCACACUCACUUCAACUCUCCUAACUCCUCCAACUACCGAAACUUCACCUUCCUUCCCAUAUCUGAUGGCUUUUCAGACGGUCAAGCUUCUACCGAUGAUGUUAUAGAGCUUAUAACAGCCCUUAAUGUGAAUUGUGUAGCACCAUUUCGGGAUUGCUUGGCUGGGUUAUUAUCUGAUGAGCAGUCAGAAGAGCCAAUUGCUUGCUUAAUCUCUGAUGCGACUAUGCACUUCACUCAAGCUGUGGCUGACAGUCUUAAGCUUCCAAGGGUUGUAUUACGGACCAGCAGCCCCUCGUCCUUUCUUGUGUUUAUAGCCUAUCCGAUUCUGAGGCAAAAAGGUUUCAUUCCAAUCACAGAUUCUGAACAGCUGGAGGCACCGUUGCCAAAUCUUCCACCUCUCAAGGUCAAGGAUAUCUCUAUCAUUGAAACGCAAAACCCUGAGCAAGUGUAUGAAUUGGUGGAUGCCAUGGUCAAUCAAACGAAGGCUUCUUCAGGCAUCAUCUGGAACUCCUUUGAACACCUCGAACACUCAUCACUGGCUGCACUCCGACAAGAAUUUGGGAUUCCGAUGUUUCCAAUAGGCCCUUUCCAGAAAGUCUGUCCAUGUCUAUCCUCUUCAAGUAGCUUAUUGACACAGGACCGUGGUUGCAUUGCUUGGAUAGAUGCACAAGCACCUAUGUCCGUCAUCUAUGUGAGCUAUGGGAGCAUAGCUGCCAUGAGUGAAUCGGAAUUUAUGGAGAUUGCUUGGGGAUUAGCCAACAGCAACUGUCCCUUCUUGUGGGUGGUUCGGCCUGGGUCAGUCCGUGGUUCAAAAAGGAUAGAUGCACUACCCCACGAUUUCCUAGAGACGGUAAGUGGAAGAUGUUGCAUUGUCAAAUGGGCUCCCCAACAAGAAGUUCUGGCCCAUCCUGCACUGGGUGGGUUCUGGACCCAUAAUGGGUGGAAUUCGACCUUGGAGAGUAUAUGUGAAGGGGUCCCAAUGCUCUGUCGGCCUUGUUUUCGAGAUCAGAUGGGGAAUGCAAGAUACGUGAGCCAUGUAUGGAGGGUAGGGAUCCAAUUGGAGAAAGGAUUGGAUAGAGGAGCAAUAGAGAGUGGCAUAAGAAGAUUGAUGGUGAGCAAAGAAGGGGAGGAGAUGAGGAUGAGGGCUUUGAAAUUAAAAGAGCAAGUAGACCUCAGUCUUGGGAAUGGAGGUUCUUCCAGCCAGUCUCUAGACAGCUUGGUUGCUUUUCUGUCGUCUUUCUGA